AUGAUCUUUGGGGAAAAUGGGACACCGACAUCCAACAGGGCCAAGAAACAGGUUGUACGUGCAGUAAAAUCAGGGUAUUAUCCCAAUCAUGUGAUGGAGAUUAUGGGCACGACAGAAGAGCCGGUCAUCAGCUUCGGGGCAGAGGACCUGCGAACGCUUAUGUAUCCGCACGACGAUGCGCUGGUUAUCACGACAGACAUAGCCGGUUGCAUUGUUCAUCGCGUCUUCGUAGACUCGGGCAGUGCAGUGAAUAUUUUAUAUCUGGAGUGCCUCCAGAACAUGGGAGUCAAAGCCCACAUUGAACCAACAAACGCCCCAUUAUUCGGGUUUGGGGGAGAAAUGGUCAUGCCAAUAGGUUUUGUGGAAUUGUCGUUAAGUCUCGGCAAUGCGGAUGCCAGCAAGGCCAGGGUAAUACGAUUCCUAGUAGUAGACAUGCCAAAACCAUCCUACAAUGUGAUACUUGGCCGUCCUGCUUUGACGAUGUUCAGAGCAAUCAUUUCCAUGUUCCAUCUAAAAAUGAAAUUCCCCAUCGGAGGGGGAAGAGUGGGAGAAGUAUGGGGCGACCAGAAAAUGUCGAAAGCAUGCCAUGUGCAGAUGCUCACGCACUCUUCAGGGCGGAAAAGGGAACGAAUAACAGAGGGACCAGACGCUCGGAAAAAAGGAAAAAUGGGCGAAAUCACUGCUCCAGUAGAGGAGCGCCAGGAGUUGGCGGAAUUAUUAAAUGACCGGGAUAGUACAGAGAAAUUUGCGCUGGUCUCCACCAGCAAUGUAUGUAAUAUGAUAGAAUUAUUUCCUGGGCGAGAGGGUUUCCAGACCAAGAUUGGAUCUUCUAUGAACAACCAAGCCAGAGAGGAGCUAAUUAGCUGUCUGCGGAGAAAUGCAGAUGUAUUUACCUUCAGCACGGCUGAUCUGAAGGGAAUAGACAGAGGGUUAGCGGAACAUUGCCUUAAUGUGGAUCCGAAGGUUAAACCAGUGAAACAGCGAACAAGGCAUUUCAGUGCCGAGAAAGAUGUCGCGAUCAGGGAGCAAGUUCAGGGGUUGCUGGAUGCGGGCCUUAUUGAAGAAGUCCAAUAUCCAGAGUGGAUAUCAAAUGCUGUGAUGGUGGCAAAAAAGACGAAUAGUUGGUGUAUGUGCGUGGAUUACAAGGAUCUCAAUGCCGCCUGCCCCAAAGACCACUAUCCUCUGUCGAGAAUUGAUCAAUUAGUAGAUUCCACAUCGGGCUGCGCGCUAUUGUCCAUGAUGGACGCAUACCAGGGAUAUCACCAGGUCAAAAUGAACAGAGGGGACAUCGCUAAAAUGGCUUUCGCCGUCUGCUGUGGGGUUUAUGGCUGGAGAAGCAUGUCAUUUGGCUUAAAAAAUAUGGGAGCCACAUACCAGAGGAUGAUGGAAAAAAUCUUCAAAGAACAACUCUCCAAAAAUAUAUCAGUGUAUAUGGAUGACAUGCUUGUAUGCAGCGUCAGAGCGGAAGACCAUGUCUCUAACCUGGAGGAGGUUUUCACGGUAAUCAGAAAACACCGGCUCAUGCUCGACCCGACGAAGUGUACCUUUGGAGUCACCACAGGAAAAUUCUUGGGAUACAAAGUUACGCCUGCGGGUAUUGAAGUCAAUACCGACAAGUGGACAGCGGAAUGCCGAACAGCUUUUGAAGAUGUCAAGGUUUACUUGGUGGAGCUCCCAACUUUGACCAAACCAGUCCCGGGAGAGACAUUAUAUUUAUACAUAGCAGUGGGCGAGGAGUCAGUCAGUUCGGUGCUUAUCAGAGAAGAGGGGAGUCAUCAGAGGCCAAUUUACUUUGUCAGCAGACUCAUUCAGGGCCUCGAACUGAAUUAUUCAGAGAUUGAGAAGGCUGCUCUGGCAGUCAUGGUCACAGCACGGAAAUUGAGACCCUAUUUCUUGUCACACCAGGUAGUGGUGCGAACUGCCUUACCAUUUAGGCAGGUGUUGGGGCGGCCAGAUUUGUCAGGGAGAAAGGUCAAGUGGGCCGUGGAACUAGGGGAAUAUGACGUGGAGUAUGAGCCAAGAAUGGCUAUCAAGGCACAAGCUCUGGCAAACUUUAUCCAGGACACUACUCGCCGCCCCGUGCAGGAGUUCUGGAUUGCUUUUGUGGAUGGAUCAGUCACCAAGGAAGGGUGCGGAAUUGGAGUAUACAUCAUCUCUCCAACCUUGGAAGUAUAUCAAUUCGCCAUCAAAUUCACUUGUAGGAUGUCCAAAAAUGAGGCCGAGUAUGAGGCCGUGGUCAGAGGAGCACAUAUCUUGUCGGAAUUACGGGUUGAAUGUGUUAUAAUCAUAACUGACUCUCAGUUGGUAGCUCAGCAAUUUUCAGGGAGUUAUCACAUUAAGGACCACAAGAUGAAAGCAUAUCACUGCAAGAUCAAUGAAAUGAAGCAAAAGUUCAUGGAGUUUAAAAUCGAACAGAUUUCCAGAGAAGAGAAUACAAAGGCAGGUUUACUAGCACGAAUGGCCAGCACCGUGGAACAGACUUGGAAUGACGAGAUCACGCUGCUCUGUGAUACCAGAGAAAUGGGGACUUCACAGGUUUUCUCAGUGGAAAUUCGGGAUGAUUGGCGGGCCCCAAUUAUACACUUUCUUAAGACAAGGGAACGGUUGAGCAAAGAAUCUAAUCAGAGGGCUCGAUACGAGAAUUAUUGGUUUUAUUGGCCUAACGUCAACAAGGAUGCCAGGGAAUUCGUUCGCAAAUCUGAGGCUUGCCAGAGAUAUGCGGGGAGAAUCAACGUCCCAGGGGAAACCAUGGGAGUCAUGUAUGCCGCAUGCCCAUUUGAUAAGUGGGGUAUAGAUAUCGUCGGGAAAUUGCCUACCGCACCAGGAGGCAAGUGCUUUCUCAUUGUGGCGGUGGACUACUUCUCCAAAUGGGUCGAAGCCGAGGUGGUUGCAAAGAUCGAUGAAGUAACAGUGGAGCGGUUCAUCUGGCGAAACAUAUGCUGCAGAUUUGGUGUCCCUAGGAUCAUUGUAUUAGACAAUGGAACCCAAUUCACAAGACAGAGAAUUGCUGACUUUUGUGACCGAAUGGAUAUCACUCAGCGUUUCGUGUCCGUGGCUCAUCCUCAAGCAAAUGGGCAAGUGGAGCUAGGAAACAGAUCAAUCUGCGAGGGGAUCAAAAAACGGCUGAAUCAGAGCAGAGGGAAGUGGGUUGAGGAGUUGGACACUGUCCUUUGGGCCUACCGAACUAGCCCAAAGACAGCAACCAGAGAAGCGCCUUUCACCUUGGUAUACGGAUCCAAUGCAGUAAUACCGGCGGAGACCAGACUGGAGUCAUACCGCAUCACUACCUACGACACAGAGCAAAAUUCUGAACUCCGAAGAACAGAACUUGACCUUGUGGAAGCACAGAUGGACGAAACUCAAGUCAGAGCAGCGAAGUACAAAAGCAUUAUCAAGGCGGGAUACGACAAGCGGGUCAAAGCAAGAAAGCUAGCCAAGGGCGAUCUAGUCCUCAAGAGGGUCGAUGCACUGAAGCCAGUAUGCAAGUUCGAGCCUAAUUGGGAGGGACCCUUCAUCAUCACCGAGGUCCUGGGCGGCGGAGCGUACACUUUGUCGGAUCCAGACGGCAGAGCCCUCCCCAGACCAUGGAAUAUCAAUACUCUGAAAAAGUUCUAUGUAUAA
This is a messenger RNA of Salvia miltiorrhiza (redroot sage), 3621 nucleotides long. RefSeq lists its product as uncharacterized. The coding region runs from base 1 to 3621 and encodes 1206 amino acids. Lineage: Eukaryota; Viridiplantae; Streptophyta; Magnoliopsida; Lamiales; Lamiaceae. Gene Ontology annotation, molecular function: RNA-DNA hybrid ribonuclease activity; nucleic acid binding. The record is from RefSeq and is a predicted model, not a curated record. Gene Ontology annotation, biological process: DNA integration. The transcript has 3 exons.